This is a messenger RNA of Porites lobata, 4140 nucleotides long. Lineage: Eukaryota; Metazoa; Cnidaria; Anthozoa; Scleractinia; Poritidae. The record is from the annotation of a GenBank genome assembly.
AUGGAUUUUGACGAAGGGCUUAAUAUAACGAAAGAAGCCACACAAAAACUAUUGGACAAGUUGGUCUACAGCAAGUAAGUAUAGGUCAAUGUUACGUAUCGAUAAAUUGUAAUUUUUCCUUUUCAUGUUUAACAACCAUCAUUCAGGGCGAAGAGACAUUAUUCUCCCCUCUGAAGGAUUGCUUAAAAAUUGGCUCCGAAGCAAAUGAACUGUGUAGUAAGCCACCAGUUUCAACGUGAGAUUAUCAAUAAACCACCUGUUGCGUACUUAAAACACAUUAAAUAAAUUCAACCAAGGUGUCUUAGUACUCGUUUUUUCUUUCAGAUGUAACUGCAGCAGACACUUUUUAUCGUCAUUUGCGGCUCUUGUUUCACCCGCGGGCUGCUCUGGAAGCCUAUACAAAUCUUUGACCGGACAAUACUACUACUCCCCGGCGAUACAAUUUACUUUAGGCUAAGUUGCUUCUUUUAACUUUACCCUCAAGAAAGCGACUUUUUCGACUAAACUAUGAUACGUGUCUCCCUUGUUCAACGACUAAUAUUCGCAUAUCUACUAUAAUAAUAUAGUUAGCUAUGUUCAAAUUUCUUUAUUGCAUGGGGUAUUGCAUUUUAAUAUUCCUACGUCGCGGUGUAUGACUUACCUUUUCUUCGUACCCCUAUAAUAACCAAUUCCAUAAAUGAUAGGUCUACCCCCUGAAGAAUAUUGGUCUAUCCUUGAAGAUAGGGGGGAUAUCAAAUGCAAUACAAUAACCCAUUAAGAUCCUUUCACCUACUCUUUGCCCUGACUUUAUUCGUUUUAAUUAGACAUCCCGCCGCGGUUACCAUAAUAGAGAUCCUAGCAGUUGUUGGUGUUGUCAUAUGGGCUGCAGGAUAUCGCCUUAUUAGGGUAAGAAUCCAGUCAUUCAAAUAUUUUACGCUGCACUUAAAACAGCAAUUCUCAUUGAAUAAUUCAAUUUCCAAUUUCCUCAACUCUGUAAAAAGAAGGAGGAUCGCGGCCUUGUUCCCAGGCGUACUCGGUGAGAUUGGAGUAACAUCACCAGUCAAGCUUUUCGGGAGAACUCGCCAAUAUAUAUGGCGUAGGGAUAAAACUGGUUGAAUAAGGACGAAUACUGCAAAAUCAGGGACAAACGAGCGCGAACUGCCUUUCCAAAAAAGUUUAUCAUCAAAGAAAGGCAUUUUAGAGAUGAUUUAGUAUUAAAAGAACUAACUGAUAAGCAGUGUUUCCUCAUAUAGUAUUUUCUAUAAAGUUUCUACUAAAGCCCAUCACUGCCGCGUAGUGCAUGAUAUUUAGGAAUUAUCUGAUCUGGCUGAAUAACAGGACGAAUUUUCUUUACGACUCGACUGGUCUAACCAGCCACUUCUGAAAAAUGCUAAGCACCUCGAAAUUACAUUUACAUAUUUUUAACUUUAAACCUAUCUUUUAUUUUCAGCCAUGCAUGUUCCUCGCGGGUUUCGCCCUUGGUUUUCUCAUAUUUUACGUAUUUAGUCCAUUGGUUUUUAAGACGCAGAUUUGCUGUGGACCACAUGGGAAGGCGAUAGGUCAGUAUUGUUGAAUGGAAGUUUUCUACUUCCUCCCUUGACUUUUGUAGUCAUGAAUUUUAUGGAAGCCAUUGUGGAAAAAUGCCAGUUAACAUCAAUCCCUUUUUGAGAAUUUUUGACCAAGAGAGCUUUUCACUCACGUGAGGUGCAAAUUUAUUGCAACAAAGGAAAGUUUGUACAUAAAAAAGGUUUAACGUCCAUAGGACUGGUUUUGGGCACCAACAUGGCCGCCGUUUCAUUGUUUGGAAAACCAAUAUGGCGAACGUGACGUCAUGUGAAGAUUGCACGAUUCAUGUCUUGCUGCAACAACGGCUCCCAGUUUUUGAAUCAAUCAUUGAUGUAAUUUUUCUUUCACAGCUCAUAUUUUGUUCAGUGCGUUAGCAGGCGUGUUUGGUGGGUUUUUAGGAUGUCGGUUGUACAGACUUGGUGUUUUCACAAUAGGAGAGUGCUUGGGACUGGUAAGUGAAAGUCAAUCACCACAGAAGGAGUUAAUUCGUCAUUUUUAUACCACAAUUAUCCAGAUCAUACCUGGAAUCUGUCACUUAAGCAUAAACUCAUAUUAUAUGUAGCAUGUUAUUUACUAUAAACCCCUAUUCGUUUGUAUCGAAGCCACUCCCUAAAAAGCCAAACACAGGCAAAUUAGGCCACUACCACCUCCCGCUUUUGUCUGAAACUUUGUUACAAUUAUAAGUAAAAAAUCUGUCUCUAAAGGUCUUAAAGUUUGGACACAGAAGAGAGGUCUUAGUAUCUGUAAUAGCUGGCAAGACUCGUAGAGCCCGGGUCUAUCUAAAUUUUCUGGAUCCGCCCCUGUCCGGGUACUGAAAUCUAGGGUUACAUUAUGUGAAGUUAGUUGAUAUUUUAACGGGGAUUUUCAGCGUUAACGAAAAAUUUUGUUUUCACUUUGCAUUUUAGAUUGUUGGACUGGCAAUACUUAGCAGCCCUCUUUACGAGUAUUUUCACAGGUACUUACAGGAAGAGUAAGAUGGCACAGUAAAUUAAAAAUCAGCAUCCGAUAAUCUUUUCAUUCGAAUCUUAUUAACUGACUUAUUAGUUCGCUCUUUACGAUUGCAAUCACAAACUGGCCACAGCUCGGCUUAGCAGGGUUACAUCAGUCAUGUUGGAAGUGGUUGUUAAGUACAUUUUGGGGUCACUUCCUACCUCUAAUACGCUCUUCUCACUUAUGGUAAUAUGCCCGUCUAACCUCGUUUACGGGUAAAAAUUCUUUUGAAAUUCAAAUACGAAAACGUCGUCUGAUUAGCAUUUCAAAGGACGUUUUACUCAAAAACGAGGUUAGACGGGCAUAUUACCAUACGUGAGAAGAGCGUAUUGGUAGCAGUGAAUAGGUCCAGAUAACAUCUUUAAUAGAGAACAAAUAAGAAACGACCUGCCUGUCGAAGAAAAUUUAAUCCGCGCGCCACUCCCCUUCAACGCAGGAGACUUAAACUCACCUACCCCGUUUCCCCCAGAGUAGUAGAGUCAUAAGUGAAAAAAGACAGUUUAACUGAAGUAUGCGCAUUUCUUCUCCCAACAGUAAUAUUGCAUACGCCGGACUUAUGGCAGCAACCUCUCUCAUGUUCGGAUCACUGGCUCAUUUCUAUGAGAAACCAGUUGUUGUUAUAGCAACAUCAUGUGCUGGAACAUUAGCCGUGUUAUACGGUAAGCGUGUAGUCUGAGUACCAGGCCUUCCUUAUGGGUUAGGGGAGAGGCGAUUUUAGAGGCAGGGGGAGGGGAAGGGGAGGAACCCUCUCUCCCCCCUGGCCUUUUCCCCCAGCAACGCCCUAUACUCUGGCUGUAAGCAUGAUUUAACUUGGACAGUUCAUGAGUUACAGCUUAGAACGUAUCAGCGCAUACUGAACUUGGCUUUGUCUGCUUUUUUUCCUCAGGGGUUGAUUAUUUCUUACGGACAAGUUUUUCCGUCACAAUAGAAAGUUUCCUUUUGCGAAUCAAGGACGUUGUUUGGGAUGGGUUAAAGUCAGAAUUGUCAAAUUGGACUUACAGAGCUAAAGCGCCUGCACAUCUGGCCGUUCAUUUUACACCCAACUGUAAGUACAAACUGAAAGUGAAAUGAUACAACAAUUUGUACUAAAAGCAACCUCCCAUGUGAUUGACUGGAAUGUAUUUAUAGUACAGGUUUCGAUCUGGUUACCAUCGCCACGCAAUGAGAAAGAAACUGGGCCUAGUUAACUUCCGCACAGACGUCUGGGACUGUUACUAACGGGCAGGGAAAAAAUGGCCAAUAGUGGACCGGCGCGUACCUGGCAGAGAUCCCAGAAACAACUGCGCGACGCAUUUCUGCUCCAGUUCCCUUCUCGACUCUAAAAUGGCGAAUUCAACGCCAUUAAAUGUUUUAGAUCCUUUCAUUUCUGACGAUCAAAAUUGGCAGCGUAUUUGAACGCAUUUCGUCUUUCAAUGGUUCAUUUGACUAUUUGAGCGAUGAGUUCUCCUUUUUUCUCCUUUAGCGAUCCCAAUGUUUGUUUGCUGGGGUGUUAGUACGGCUAUAGGAGUCGUCAUCCAGUACAAAAUAACAGCUAACAACUUGAACAGUGGAUCCAGUCUUCUUCAAUUCUGUAACUGCUGCGACAGACCAAAACCGGACAGAUGA